AUGUUUAAUGAAUUCAAACAAGUCGUGGUUGAUCAACGUCUGAAGUCUAGGUUUAAGAAUUCCUAUUUUGAUGGUUUAUGGGACUUGCCAGAACAUAUGAAGUUCAACGGACAACUUGUCCACUAUACACUUCUUCGCCGAGUUGAACAGGACAACAAGCUGCAUGAAAUGUGGUUCUGCAUCAAUGAUAGGCCUGCAUUUUUUGGCCUGAAAGAGUUUGCGCUAAUCACAGGUUUAAACUGUGGGCGUUAUUUUCGUGAUUCAAAAUAUGUCAAAGCAAUGGAGGAGGGUGAAUCUUUUUUCAAAAAGAUUAUGAAAAAGAAGAGUGUAAAUGCGAAGAGAUUGUUGAAGUUUAUUAGAGGUGGGAGGCUGGACAAGGAGGACAAGUUCAAAUGCUACUUGGUUUGGUUCGUGCACUGCAUAUUGCUUGAACGCGACUUGUCAAAAAUCGUGGAUAUAGAAACAAUCAAGAUGGUGGAUAAUUUGAGCUUAUUUGAGAGAUACCCUUGGGAUAAGGAAUCAUUUACCUUGACUCUAGACUAUCUAAAGAAGUGGAUAGACUUCAGCAGGCAGAAGAAGACAUUUGAGACAAAGGGAGUUUCAUCGUUAGCAUUCUACGGAUUUCCCUGGGCAUUUAUCGUAUUUGGUUAUAAGCUAUUGAAAUUUGGAUAUACGAAGCCUUUCCCACGCUCGACAGGGGAAAUGAUGCAAAGUCGGCAUUCAACGGCGAGGGUUGUCCAUGAUGAUAGCAGCAUUAAAGAAGCGCUCCUUGAGGUAGCAGCUUUAGAACAGGGCUCGAUCAAUGCUGAUGAGGUGAUGAUCCCUGAGGUUGCAGCUGUUGUAGAGAAGGAAAAUCUCGAUGAAGAAAAAGAAGGCAUCGUAGAGAAAGAAAAUGGAAAUGAAAAUGACAAUGAAUUUCCGAACUUAGAUGAAUUUCUUAAUGAAGUUACUCAGGAUAUCGACAAGAUACAAGUGGAAGACGAAAAUAUUAAAUGUUUAGACAAUGUUUAA
Capsicum annuum is the source of this 1011-nucleotide messenger RNA. RefSeq lists its product as uncharacterized. Lineage: Eukaryota; Viridiplantae; Streptophyta; Magnoliopsida; Solanales; Solanaceae. The transcript has 4 exons. The record is from RefSeq and is a predicted model, not a curated record. Bases 1 to 1011 code for a protein of 336 amino acids.